AUGGAGAACUAUUACAACCUGCAAGCUCUAAUGAUCUGUUUGGCUUUUCUUGUUAGCUGCUUGUGUCUCAAAGUCUAUCACUUCAUCUGGUGGAGACCCAAAAGGCUCGAGAGUAGCUUAAACCAACAAGGAAUUAGAGGCACACCAUACAAGCCCUUGAUGGGGGACAUGAAAGAGUACAUUAAGCUUGUAACUCGAGCAUGGUCCAAACCGGUUAGUCUCUCCCAUCACAUCGUGCAAAGAGUGGAUCCAUUCACACACAUGGUCGUUCAAAAAUACGGAAAAAUAUCGUUCUAUUGGAGUGGGACACAACCGAGACUUACUAUUAUGGACCCAAAAUUGAUAAAAGAAGUGCUUACCAACAAAUAUGGGCACAUUCAAAAGCCUACACUAAACUCCCUUAUUCUCAUACUCACUAAAGGACUCACAACACUGCAAGGUGAAGAAUGGGCCGCGCGGCGGAGAAUAAUCGGCCCUGCUUUCCACUCGGACAAGAUUAAGGGGAUGAUACCACUAUUUGUGGAAAGCUCGGUUAUUUUGAUUGAGAAGUGGAAAAAAUCGAUGACUGAAGGAGAGAGUUUGGAAGUUGAUGUGUGGCCCGAUUUUCAGGAGUUAACGGGGGAGAUUAUUUCGAGGGCAGCAUUCGGAAGUAACUAUGAAGAAGGAAAGGAAAUUUUCAAACUUCAGAAAGAGCUGCAAAUGCUGGUCAUCGAAACCAUGCAAACCUUGUACAUUCCAGGAUUAAGAUUUAUUCCCACAAAGAAAAACCGGAGGAGAAAGGAAUUGGACCGUAAAAUAACCUCGAUGCUGAGGAAGUUGGUCGAGACCAAGGCAAAAGCUAUGUCCGAUAAAGGUUCAAACAACGACAACUUGCUAAGCCUGCUACUCAAAUCGAACGAUGAAAACAAUCCACAAGGCCCUAAUAACAGCAAACAACAUACGAGAUUGAGCAUAGAUGACAUUGUUGAAGAAUGCAAACAAUUUUACCUAGCUGGCCACGAGACAACCUCGUCCUUGCUGACGUGGACUGUAGUCGUCUUAGCCAUGCAUCCCGACUGGCAGCAAAAGGCGAGAGACGAAGUUCUUCAGCUAUGUGGGGAUAAAGAUCCUGAUGCUGAAGCCAUAAGCCACCUCAAAGUUGUGAACAUGAUCCUAAACGAGGUCUUGCGAUUGUAUCCACCGGUGAUUGCAUUAUACCAACACGCGCACGAGAACACGAAAAUCGGGAACUUUGCCAUCCCAGCUGGCAUAGAUCUUCUACUCCCGAUAAUGCUCGUCAAUCGAGACCCGGGCCUGUGGGGCCACGAAGCCGAGGAGUUCAAGCCCGAGAGGUUUGCCAGAGGCCAGCUGGCGGGGUUCAUGCCGUUCGGGUGGGGCCCACGGACGUGUGUCGGGCAGAAUUUUGCGAUGGUGGAGGCUAAGGUUGCGCUGGCCGUGAUGCUGAAGCAGUUCUCGUUCGAGGUGUCGGCAUCGUACGCGCAUGCGCCCUACACUGUGAUGACGCCCCAGCCGCAGCAUGGAGCUCAGAUUGUACUGCGGGAUUGCUUUAGUUAG
Messenger RNA from Striga asiatica, 1554 nucleotides. Lineage: Eukaryota; Viridiplantae; Streptophyta; Magnoliopsida; Lamiales; Orobanchaceae. The record is from the annotation of a GenBank genome assembly.